UUACAUUUUGUGUAAAAUUAAUGGAUAAUAUAAUUCUAGAAAGAGGCUGAAAAUUUGGCUCAAUCUCUUUCUCUCCCAUUAUUCUUGGAAUAAAUUCGUUCAUGUGAGUAUAAUCAACACGUUUCUCUGUCAGAAAUUCUUCAUCAUUUUCAACCAGGGAACGUUAGAGGCAUGAUGUGGGCGGUUUUGAGGCGGAAAGCUGCUUCCGCGGGAUCGUCAAAUCUCGUGAGUUAUGGCAAAGUGCAAUCUUUGGGGAAAGUUCGGCCAGCAGUGGCAGGAUCUAUGUCACAAAGUUAUUCAGAUGCAAUCUUGACACCUGAGGUCGUUAGAAAAUACCCAUAUUCCAAUUUCAAUCUGGACACCCUCGUUUCUUCUCAUCAGGAACUGUAGACAAUGCAUCUGUUAAUGGAACCCUAACUGGAAUUCAAAGAAGUUCAGAGGCACCAGCUCUUGGAAGAAAUCCUAAAUUAGCACGUCAAAUUCAUCAAGGUGUUCCCGUUUAUUCAAUGCCUAUAAGCUCUACUGGUACUACUGUUUGGCAAAUUUGCGGGUUAUAGUAUCACUCUCACAAGGCUUGGGAAGCGUGUUGCCACACGAUUGAAAGAUUCUCAAAAUACUUUUGCAUUGUUGACUACGUUCAACGAAGUCGACAUGACAAAUUUGAUGAAGCUUCGAUCUGAAUAUAAAGAUGCUUUUCUCGAGAAGCAUGGAGUGAAGUUGGGACUCAUGUCUGGAUUUGUGAAAGUAAGUUGUCGCAUGAUGCAGUCGUCAAGAUCGUUGAUUCAGCGCGUCACUCCCAUAUUUUCUGCUCGAAUUCGUCAGAAUUCAAGGCUUCUUAGCUCCGCCUCAUCAUCUCUUCUCGCUAAAGAUCCCCAAUCGUCUCCGACAUCUUCUUCCGGUGAAGAAUCUGUUCAUUUGUCUGAUAAUUGCGUUAGGAGGAUGAAAGAACUGCAAGCUGAUGAAGCUAAAGAGAAACUGCUUCGAAUAAGCAUAGAGGCAGGUGGUUGCUCUGGUUUUCAAUACAACUUUGCACUUGAAGAAAAACCUAACGAUGAUGACAGGAUUUUUGAGAGGGAUGGCGUUAAAUUGGUGGUUGAUACAAUAUCAUUAGGUUUUGUAAAAGGUGCAACAGUUGAUUACGUUGAAGAGUUGAUCCGUUCUGGGUUUCAGGUAGCAGAAAAUCCAAGUGCAGUUGGUGGUUGUAGCUGUAAAAGUUCAUUCAUGGUGAAAUAGUUUCGAGCCAUCAAACAAGACCCGUAUACAGAUUAUGGAAAUUUGUACUUAUCUAGUUAUUCUAUUUGUACACUUGAUACUAGUUGGUAGCUCUUGUUUUUGGAUAAGCACCUGCAUUCUUUGUCCAAACAACAGAAAUAAAUUGGUUAAUUUCGGCCGAUGGCUGUUGCUUCUUGUAUA
This is a messenger RNA of Helianthus annuus (common sunflower), 1413 nucleotides long. Its product is annotated as iron-sulfur assembly protein IscA-like 2, mitochondrial. Gene Ontology annotation, biological process: iron-sulfur cluster assembly. Gene Ontology annotation, cellular component: mitochondrion. The coding region runs from base 652 to 1233 and encodes 193 amino acids. NCBI's taxonomy places the organism in Eukaryota, Viridiplantae, Streptophyta, Magnoliopsida, Asterales, Asteraceae. Gene Ontology annotation, molecular function: acyltransferase activity; 4 iron, 4 sulfur cluster binding; 2 iron, 2 sulfur cluster binding. The transcript has 12 exons. The record is from RefSeq and is a predicted model, not a curated record.